Molecule: messenger RNA, 429 nt
Organism: Knipowitschia caucasica
Lineage: Eukaryota; Metazoa; Chordata; Actinopteri; Gobiiformes; Gobiidae
Source: the annotation of a GenBank genome assembly
AUGACUUUCAUCACGGGGGCCCUGGAUAGGGCGCUCUCCUCUGGCCAGGCGCUCAGUGGAGACCUCCUGUCACAGGCGAGGACCACCUCGGCGGCGACUCUGCGCAUGGAGGCGGAGAGGAGGCAGCUGCUGGACCUGCCCACCUCUCAGAUGUCCCUCUUCGGCCCGGACAUGCAGGCCUGGGUGGCGAGACUGGAGUCUGCAGCUAAAGACUCGGCUAGGCUAGCCCCGCACCUAGCACCGAGGCGCGAGGCCCACCAGCCAUUACGGAGCCGGGACAGAGGCAGAGAGCGUUGGCCCGGGAGGCAUCCUGACCCGUAUCCGCGCUCUGUUAUCCAUCGUCCCCCCCUCGACGAGGCCCCCGGGUCCAGACAGACCCACGGGUGGCUUGCGGGAGCAACGCACCCACCACCGACCUCCCUAUGGUAG